Camelus dromedarius (Arabian camel) is the source of this 3857-nucleotide messenger RNA. It is a transcript of the gene LRRC53, whose product is annotated as leucine rich repeat containing 53. Gene Ontology annotation, cellular component: plasma membrane. NCBI's taxonomy places the organism in Eukaryota, Metazoa, Chordata, Mammalia, Artiodactyla, Camelidae. Gene Ontology annotation, molecular function: protein binding. The record is from RefSeq and is a predicted model, not a curated record.
AAAUGCCGGCAUUAUGACAUGAAUUGCCCUCUACUUUCCUUUCAGGUGGAUGGCUCAUACUCUUUGCCAUCAUGCUGCGGCUGGUGGCAGCUUGCCCUGCAUCAUGUGUGGUGUGCACCAAAGAUGUAACCCUCUGUCACCAACUAACCUAUAUAGUAGCAGCCCCUGUGACCACGAGGGUUUUAAUCAUCACUGAUGGAUCGCUCUCCUCUAUAGAGAGCACAAAUCUGUCCCUCUUGUUUAAUCUCGCCCUGCUCUCCUUGAGCAGAAAUGGCAUCGAGGAUGUUCAGGAAGACGCCCUGCACAGCCUUUCAAAGUUGCAGACGUUGUUGCUGGAGCACAACCAGAUAUCCAGCUCUUCACUCACCGACCACACCUUCAGCAAGCUUCGCAGCCUGCAGGUGCUGGCGCUUAGCAACAACGCUCUCCGCACCCUGCGAGGGUCUUGGUUCCGACACACCAGGGGCCUGACCCGGCUCCAGCUGGACGGGAAUCAGAUCACUAAUCUGACAGACGGUUCUUUUGGAAGCACACAUCUCCACCAUCUCAGGCAUCUGGAUUUAUCUAACAAUUUCAUUUCCUACAUUGGGAAAGAUGCCUUCCGGUCCCUGCCUCAACUCCAGGAAGUGGACCUUUCCCGGAAUAGGCUGGUCCACAUGCCGGAUGUUUUUACUCCACUGAAGCAGUUAACCCUUCUGAGCUUAGAUCAGAACCAGUGGAGCUGCACUUGUGAUCUCCACCCCCUUGCCCGGUUCUUAAGAAACUACAUAAAGUCUUCUGCUCGCACGCUCAGGAACGCCAAGGACCUAAGUUGUCAGCCGUCCACCACCGCUGUGGCCCCUGCAAAGAGUGUGCUAAGGCUGUCUGAGACCAACUGUGACUCCAAGGCUCCCAACCUCACUCUGGUUCUAAAGGACAGAAGUCCCUUCUUCCCAGGGCAGGACGUGGCCCUGCUGACUGUCCUUGGCUUUGCAGGAGCUGUUGGUCUCACUUGCCUAGGUUUAGUUGUAUUUAACUGGAAACUCCAACAAGGCAAAGCAAAUGAACACACAUCAGAAAACCUUCCUUGCAGAACCUUCGGUGAAUCCCUGUGUGAUCGUGAGGCGAGAAAUUACCACGCUAAGGGAUACUGUAACUGCCACUUAGCUCAGGAAAACGAGAUAAAGGUCAUGUCCAUUGUGGGGUCCAGAAAGGAAAUGCCACUUUUACAGGAAAACAGCCAUGAAGCAGUGCUGGCCUCGGAGUCCACAGCCCCUGACGGAUCGUUCAGAAACCUGAGCGGGCAGGGCCCCGGGGCAGACAGAACCUUCUUCUGCCUUGGUGGCAGAAUGCUGCGGUCGGGAUGUCCAGAGCCUCCCGGGAAUACGGCAGCCUUUCACGAAGCAGGCUUACUUACAAGGCACUGUCCAGAGAGAGCCGAAAAGCUAAGGAAUCUUGAGCCUGCGGAAGUCCAGCCUCCAUCCCUGCAGCAGCACGUAACAAGAACGAUAGAUAUCAGCAGUGACACAUUUAGUAGAAGAUAUGCAACAUCCGCUUCAGAUUUGGCAAGAGAAAGUCUUGAAGAGCAUUUAACAAAUGAAUCAUGGCAGCCUCCAAUAGAAAAAGGAGACAAUGGCUUACAACCUCACAGGCAGAGACGUUUUAUUACAGGCUCACCAUCCAAGCCCCGUGAGCCUGAGGAACACUACGUACGAAAGAUCUUACAAACACAUAGAUCAAAAUGUGAUGAUCCUUGUGGACUGUUAAAACGGAGCAGGCCUGGGUGUUUUCAGCCAAACAGUUCUCUUAUCUGUAAAUAUGUGCCCUGCGAUCAAUUUCAAGAUUAUGUGAAAGAAAAAAAGCCAAAUCGGCGAGAACAUUCAAAGCCUGAGAAAGAGCAGAUCCAAAUUAACAGUGCAGUAGAAAAAUUCCUUAUGAGUGAGGACAACACAGAGUUAUCAGGGUUAUCAACAAAAAUCACGAAAACAUAUUCGCCUAAGAGGGUUAGCUUCCAUGAUCCUGAUUUACUAGAAAAAAAUAGUUUGAUGAUGUCAUCCAAAACAUCAAGCCACUGGAAACGGCAGAAAAAUCAAAGUAAACACCUGACCAACUUGGAUCUCAAGAAAUGUAGCAAUCCUCAGGAGAGACACAAAGGAGAAAAGUGGCUUACUGAUCCACAAAUUCUGAAAAAGAAGAGAACCAAUCAAUCUGACUUCAAAGGAAAAAUUAAAGGAAAAAAUUUAAGCAUAAAGUUAAAUUUACACCCUUUUAGCAAAGUCCGAGUGCAUCCAGAAAAAUCCUUGCCAGAACUCCCAAAGAAACACAAGCAAGUAUUGUCAUCUUCAAAUAAACUAUCCAAAGAAUCUGAGAAAGAAGCCAAAGUAAACUUUGAAUCCUCUGCAGAUUUUUGCCAACAGCCAGAGAGUAACAAUUAUGUUAAAUUCACCGCAAAAAGGCUGCCUCUCAAACAUGCACCAAAGCAGACCUCAUAUUACAAAAAACACAUUAAAAAGGCUCCUCCGCUCAGUGCUCACAACUCAUCUGUAGUUAGCCAGAGCUCAGUGGAAGGCAGGUGUCACCCUACUGGUCAUAUUCCUGCUGGAAACCCAUCACCGUUGCCUCAGCCCACGCCCAUGGUGGCUGAACACAGGCAUUCUCAGUUCUCGGCUGAGCCAGUGGGAGGUGCAGCUCAUCUGGCAUUGGAUGUUCCUAGUUAUUUACCAGCUACUCUGGAAGUAACAGGAAGGGAUGAUUUACCAUCCUGCCAUUCCAAGGAGGUUACUGACCAAGGAGCAACAGAGCCCACAGAGCACACAGAGCAGGACAAAUCAAAGACUAGUGAGCUAAGCCAGUUUUCUUUGUCCCUGGAGAAUCAAAUCCGCAGGCCUGACACCUACAAGGAACGUACUUUAGAUCAAAAUCAAACUGCACAACAUGCGGAACAACUCUCAAGUCAUGAACAACUUGGAAAUGAAGAAAAAACAUUAAUGACAAGACCCAAAAUAUCACAUCCAAUUGUGGAAAGUUGCGUUAGGGAUGAGGGAAAUGACAUAGAAAAGAAACUUCCCAAAACAGAAACUUAUGAUUCCUCUCUCAUUCCCCAGACACAAUCCAAGGGCAAGCUAACAUUUUGGAAGACAAAUUCUCUUCCACACCAAAAUAGAGCAGAGGGUCCAAAGGAUAUAAGUACCUCUCUUAGUACUCAAGCCAUUUGGCCUCUAACCAACAGUAGUGAAAAAGGAAUUGACGGCACAAAUGCAUUGCCCAGAGAUGACGGCACUGAAGCACCGGAGGUAAAAAUAGCAGGGAGAGAAGAGAAAAAUACGCUCCAUGAAAGCAAGGCAAAUUGUAGUAUGUUAAUUAGAACCACGCAGAUGACCUCAAAUGGCACUGCAGAAGGAAAGCAACCAAUUUGGGAAACUGGAAAAAAUGAAAAACAUACAUUACAUGAUUCAAGCUCUGUUGAGGAGACUACCACAGCUAAGGAUUUGAGUACCACGAAGGAAGCCGAAAAUAGACUACCUUGUAGUGAAAUAGAUCUUAAAAUUAACAGUAAUAUGCAUGAUUUGAGAGAAGUUCAAAAUUUUCAACCAGAUAAAGGUAACAGUGCACAUAAGGAAGGUGAGGUCACAGGGGAGACGCAUAAAGCCCUUCCCCCGCCAGAGUUAAAAGACAUUAGUUUUGAGGCAGAAAAUGAGAUGCCUCUAAUUCCCAGAGGAAUAAAUGAAGCUGAAAACUCUGCUCCUAACCCUACACGGUAUCCACCGUCUGCUGAAUAUGUUAAUUCACCACCUUUAGAGGCAGAACAAAGUGAACAAAAUAACUCAAAUAAUAGGCCAUUUGAACUCUAGCUUUCUUCAAAAGGACACACAAAUAGC